Molecule: messenger RNA, 2575 nt
Organism: Rubroshorea leprosula
Lineage: Eukaryota; Viridiplantae; Streptophyta; Magnoliopsida; Malvales; Dipterocarpaceae
Source: the annotation of a GenBank genome assembly
CUCCCUCCGUCUCCGCCCGACCCAAGCUCCGUCAAUCCAAGGACGAGACCCGAUUCCCUCCGCUCCGCGGAAAUUCUGCUGGACUUCACUCCAGUUAGUUCCAGAUCGCGCCGGCGUUUUCCUUCUUAGUCCGGUCGAGUCAGAACGUUUAACUUCCUUGCUUCUCCAGAUCGUUCUCGUAACUAUCCCUGUUGUAUUUUUCUUUUCUCUUUAUGACUUUUGAAUUUCGGUUUCUUUGAGUGGUUUUGGGUAGUUUCUGGUCUUCGGAGAAGGGAAUUUACUGCUUCUCAGCCGAUCGUCGGAGGACUGGGAUUUGGAUUUUGCUUCGAUUUUCCUUUUGGUGAGUUGUGAAGAGGGAAAAUCUUGUUUUUCUUGAUUCAUGGAGGAGAAUGAUUGCAAGGCGAAUAAAACGGCGUCGACUAGCGAAACUUUGGAUGUGGUGAUGGGUUGUGUGAUAAAUUACAUAGAGGAUCCCAAGGACCGGGACGCGGUGUCGAUGGUAUGUCAUCGGUGGUACGAGCUCGACGCGUUGACGCGGAAGCACGUAACGAUUGCGCUGUGUUACACGACCAAACCCGAGCGGCUUCAAAAGAGAUUCGGCCACCUCGUAUCGCUGAAACUCAAGGGGAAGCCUAGGGCGGCUAUGUUCAAUUUGAUACCGGACAAUUGGGGUGGCUAUGUGAGGCCGUGGGUGAGAGAGAUUGCGGAGAAUUUCCAUCAGUUGAAAGCGCUUCAUUUUCGACGGAUGAUUGUUACUGAUGCAGAUCUGAAACUUUUGGCUAGGUCUCGCGGGAAGGCCUUGGAGGUUUUGAAAAUUGAUAGGUGCAUGGGGUUCUCAACUGACGGGUUAUUUCACGUGGCUCGCUCGUGCAGGCAACUAAAAACCUUAUUUCUGGAAGAGAGCUCAGUUGAGGAGAAGGAUGGUGCAUGGCUACAUGAGCUUGCAAUUAAUAACACUGUUCUUGAAAUUUUAAAUUUUUACAUGAUUGAUCUUUCUCAAGUCAGUUUUCAAGACCUCGAACUUAUAGCCAGGAAUUGUCACUCCUUGGUCUCCGUGAAAAUUAAUGAUUGUGAAAUCCUUGAUCUUGCUGGAUUCUUUCAUGCUGCAACUGCUUUAGAAGAGUUUUGUGGUGGUUCUUUCCGUAGUAGGCAAGAUGACGAACUAGACGAUUACUCUCUUGUAAGAUUUCCCCCAAGAUUGCGCUGUUUGGGUCUAUCUUAUAUGGGAAGGAACGAAAUGCCAAUGGUAUUCCCAUUUGCAAAUUUGCUCAGAAAAUUGGAUCUUCUCUAUUCAAUGCUUGGCACAGAGGAUCAUUGUCUGUUAAUACAAAGAUGCCCAAACUUAGAAGUUCUCGAGGCAAGGAAUGUUAUUGGAGAUAGAGGUUUAGAAGUUCUUGCUAGGAGUUGUAAGAGACUGAAGAGGCUUAGGAUUGAGCGAGGUGAAGAUGAGCAGGGAAUGGAGGAUGAAGAAGGUGUGGUUUCACAAAGAGGGUUAAUUGCUUUGGCUCAGGGCUGCCUUGAGUUAGAAUAUUUGGCUGUUUAUGUUUCUGAUAUAACGAAUGUGGCUUUACAAUAUAUCGGGACAUACUCAAAAAAUCUCUCUGAUUUUCGCCUAGUCUUGCUUGACCAAGUGGAGAGGAUAACAGAUUUGCCUCUUGACAAUGGAGUCCGGGCUUUGUUGAUGGGCUGCGAAAAGCUUAGGAGGUUUGCUCUGUAUCUCAGACCUGGUGGUUUGACUGAUGUGGGGCUCGGUUAUAUAGGGCGUUACAGCCCAAAAAUAAGAUGGAUGCUUCUGGGGUAUGUUGGGGAGACAGAUGUAGGGCUUUUGGAGUUCUCUAAGGGAUGCCCUAGCCUGCAGAAGUUAGAAAUGAGGGGCUGUUUUUUCAGUGAGCGUGCACUAGCAGCUGCUGUGUUACAACUGACUUCUUUGAGGUAUUUGUGGGUGCAAGGGUAUAGAUCAACACUUGAUGGUCGAGAUCUUGUAGCAAUGGCUCGUCCGUAUUGGAAUAUUGAGUUUAUUCCUGCUACAGUUAUGAACGAUCAUGCUGGAGAUGAGCACAUAAUAGUUGAGCAACCAGCAGUUGAGCAACCAGCCCAAGUACUGGCAUAUUAUUCUCUUGCUGGACCAAGAACAGAUUUUCCAGAUUCUGUCAUUCCUUUAAACCGUUAGUUUCCACGUAAAGCUGUAUGGCAAACUCUUUUCGAAGUUGUCCUUUAGUUUUCCGUUCACAUCCUGUCCAUAAAGUUCAUGCACAUUUCACUUUUUCUUUAGAGAUUUUCAACUUGAUUUUGAAUUUUCUAUUAUUUUCUGGACCUUGUCAUGUAACAAAAAUUAUGCUUUCUUUUGUAAUCUGGAAUUACUUGCUCCCUUGGUGGGCAACUGUCUCACUUUCAUUCCUUGUCAGUGGCGAGUAGAUAUCAAGUUUUGUUAGGGGACAGAAAGUGAGGAUGUUAAAGUUCCUGUAUUAGCAGGAAGACUUUUCUGUAUUUGUAAUGACUAAUUCGAUUGUGAACUUUUUCUCGAUUUUUAUCUUUGUAAUGCACAAUGUAACAUUACCAUGCCAAUAUGCCAUGA